Molecule: messenger RNA, 1779 nt
Organism: Mesorhabditis belari
Lineage: Eukaryota; Metazoa; Nematoda; Chromadorea; Rhabditida; Rhabditidae
Source: the annotation of a GenBank genome assembly
AUGAAAGUGGUGCGGGUGAAUAAACGGCUGGUGGUUGCACUCGUUGCCACAGUGUUCAUUGUUAUUUUCUGUUCAGUCUCAUUUUUCACAUCAUCAUCUCCAAAAGCGGACACCGAACGAGUACCGAUUAGAGAUAUAAAUAGUCGAAACAAGAUUCGAAAUGAAGCUGAAUUGAAAGAACAACUACGGCAUGAUACGCAAAAGGUUGAAACUGAACCGGGAAUUGAAGUGAUUCACGAAGAAGAGCGAAAAAUCGAGGAAAAAGAGGAAAAAGAAGAGGAGGAAGCAUUAAAAGAAAGAGAAAAACCGAUAGGAGCAGGAAGAGGGAAAGAUGGGAAAGAUGGGAAAGAUGGGAAAGAUGGGAAAGAUGGGAAAGAUGGAGAAAAUGAUGAGAGACGAGAAAAAGUGGUGAAGAUGAUGUUACAUGCAUGGUAUGGAUACAGGAAUCAUACAUGGGGAGCGAAUGAAAUUAAACCAAUCUCUAAAGGAAUCAACAAUCAGGGGAUAUUUGGUGGAUCGGGAAUGGGCGCCACAAUUGUUGAUGCAGCUGAUACUUUGUGGAUUAUGGGAUUGAAAGAAGAAUAUGCACAAGCUCGAGACUGGAUUCGAGACAAUUUCGAUAUGAAAACAAAAGCCACAGGAAGUCUUUCUGUUUUUGAGACGACUAUUCGUUUCCUCGGUGGCCUUCUUUCACUUCAUGCAUUAACGGGAGAAGAAUUUUAUAUCAAGAAAGCUCAAGAUGUCGGUGACACAUUAUUAUUGGCUUUUAAGACACCGACCGGCAUUCCCCAUUCAACGCUCAAUCCACAAUCAAAAAGAGCUGAGAAUUAUGGCUGGGCUUCGGGUGGGAUGUCAAUCCUUUCUGAAAUCGGUACUCUUCAUCUCGAAUUCGCUCAACUCUCAAAAGUCACCAAGCAACCGAUUUUUGCGAAAAAAGUGCAAAAAGUGAGAGACGCAUUGGAUAAGGCAGAAAAAUGGGAAGGACUUUACCCGAAUUAUAUCAGUCCGAACAAUGGAAGAUUUACUGGAAAUCAUAUCUCUUUGGGUGCUUUGGGUGAUUCAUUUUAUGAAUAUCUUAUCAAAGGAUGGAUUUACUCGAAUUUCACCGAUACACAAGCAAAACGAAUGUAUUGGGAUGUGUCCGAUAAAAUACAAGAAAAAAUGGUGGCUAAAUCGCACUCGGGUUUGACGUAUCUCGUCGAAUUGAGAAAUGGACGAUCUGAGCAUCAAAUGGGUCAUUUGGCGUGUUUUUCUGUCGGAAUGUUCGCUUUGGAAGCACAAUAUGAAAAAGAUGAAAAGAGAAAGGAAAAAGUGAUGUCAUUGGCAGAAGAGCUUGGAAGUACAUGUCAUGAAUCAUAUAUAAGAUCCGAGACAAGAAUCGGACCUGAAAUGUUCUAUUUUCAAGGAAAUGAAGAUGCGACGGCAAAAAAUACGGGCGCAAAUGGUUACAUUCUUCGACCAGAAGUCAUUGAAGGAUGGUUUUAUUUGUGGAGAAUAACAGGGAAAACGAAAUAUCGUGAUUGGGUUUGGGAUGCAGUUGAAGCGAUUGAGAAAUGGUGUAAAAAAGAAGGAGGAUACGCCGGAUUACAGAAUGUUUACAAACCGGAAAGGGGUUCCGAUGACGUGCAACAGUCAUUUUUCCUCGCCGAGACACUCAAAUACGCAUAUUUGACAUUCACCGAUAAUGAAGUGAUGGAUUUGAGCAAAUGGGUUUUCAAUACCGAAGCUCAUCCACUCCCGAUUGACACAGAGUAUACGAUGCCUAACACAAACGAUAUC